Molecule: messenger RNA, 3438 nt
Organism: Scomber japonicus (chub mackerel)
Lineage: Eukaryota; Metazoa; Chordata; Actinopteri; Scombriformes; Scombridae
Exons: 8
Coding region: 376-3162 (928 amino acids)
Molecular function (GO): GTP binding
Source: RefSeq, a predicted model, not a curated record
AACUGUAAACCCUGAAGAGAAACUUAUUUGACAGUUGCUGAUGAGUUUUGACAUUUAAUGGGUGUGGUAGUUAAAACUAUGGCAGAAUGAUUCACAUGUGCCUCAGGAUACAACCCAUCCGCCCCAUCUUGGAAUGCUUAGCAGCUGGUAGACAAAGAAAACUGUUGUGCAUGAAAAAUAUACUUACGAGUGUGUUCAUGCGUGCAUGUGUUCAAAUGGGGAGUGGUGUGACAGGUAAUGUCCUUCACCUGCGUAGGAAGUUUUUAGUUGCCAACAGGGAACCGACAUGAACUGAAGUUGUCUGGAUGAGUGAAAUAUAAAACAGCGCACUCAGAGAAGACAUUUACAUGACCAGCUUCAAAGACUUCAAACACUAUGAGUGAACACUUGAGAGAGGGUCACCGUGGGUCUUCACUCCCUGAGCUGAGACUCAUCCUUUUAGGGAACAUUGGAUGUGGAAAGACAUCAUCAAGUGACACCAUCCUCAGCCAGCUGUCCCCUGUCUCUCCCAGUGCGGCCAGGAGCUGCCAGCUGCGACAGGGCGUCUCUGAGGGCAGGAAGGUGACCUUGGUAGAGGCACCAAGAUGGUACUGGAGUGGUGGCAAGAUGGAGGACAGUGUCAGGAAAGAGACAGAGCGAGCCAUGACUCUGGUAGCACCAGGUCCACAUGCAAUUCUUCUGCUGGUGCCUGUUAACCAGUUCACAGAGAUGGAGGCUCUUGUGCCUGCGGAACUGGAGAAGGUGUUUGGUGCACAAGUGCUGGAUCACACUCUGGUCCUGCUGACCUGUGGGGAUUACUUGAUGGGAAAGACAGUGGAGGAAUACCUGCAGAAAGAGCACCCAGGCCUCAGGCAGAUAAUUGAACGUUGCAGUGGGAGGUACGAUGUCAUCAAUAAUCGUCAGCGCCAGGACAGGGCGCAGGUCCGUGUGCUGUUAGAUAAGGUGGACAAUAUGGUGCAGAAACACGGAGUAUUCUACAUGAAAACAGCCCAGGACAGAGACCUGGAGAAUCGAGUGAAAGAAAGAAAGCAAGAACUUAUGGAGACUUUUAGAGCUCAAAAGGAAGAGAAAAGAGAGUCACUCGCAUCAACCUGCGAACGAAAUACAGAAACACAGAGGAAAGUUGAAAGAGAGGAGCAGCACAGUGUUGCCCUGGAGAGCAGAAGAAAGAAAGAGAGAGAUGAGAUAGAGGGAAGUGUGGGAGCGAACCAAGUGUCUGAUGGGCUCCAUUCAACUCCAGCACCAGAGGAACAGUCACAUUCACAGCCAUAUGAGGACAGGCAGCUGAAAAGGACCCCCAGUUUCAGAUUAAAUGCAGAUGGAGCUAUACUCUCACAAAUGUCUGAGAGUAAAGCAUCGCCGAAAAUGGUUACUACUUUUCACCACAGAAUUAACAGCUUUGAACAGAAAUCUCCAGAGGCUUCUCCCACUUCCUCUCCUCAUUCGCCUGUCUUCUCCUCCUCCCCCUCCAUGCCAGUCUUUGCUUCCUCUCCCUCCACACCAUCCUCAUCUUCCUCACCAUCCUCUUCGGAGCUUCGUCUGGUUUUGCUCGGACGAUCUGGUGCAGGAAAAAGCACAGCUGGCAACACAAUACUGGGUCAUCAGGAAUUUGAGUCACGCCCAGACAGCCUCACAGCUGUCACUCAGGAGUGUGGGAAAAAGAAAGCACUUGUUGCAGGAAGAAAGGUGGCAGUGGUGGAUACCCCAGACUGGUUCAACUCUGAACGUAGUCCGGAUGAGGUACGAGCUCAGAUCUCCUCCUGCAUUGCGUUGUCCAGUCCCGGUCCCCAUGCUUUCCUUCUGUGUGUCCCCAUAGACCAGCCUGCCAAGACUGAGCUGCAGGCUCUCAGGUCCCUUGAGCUUGUUUUUGGCCCAGAGGCAGUCCAGAGACACACUCUGAUCCUCUUUACUCAUCCAGAUCGACUGAGGGAAAGCGGGAAGGCAGGGAACAAUAGCAUGGAGGCGUAUAUUGCUGGUCAGCGUAAGGAUUUGUUGAAGCUUGUGGAGAAAUGCGGGGACAGGUUUCAUGUGCUAGAGAUGGAAGGAGGUGAGAAGGAGAGGAAGAAUGUGGCAGAGCUGCUAGAAAAGGUGGAGCAGACGAUGAGGGAGGCUGACGGACAGUGUUAUUCUUGUCCUGCUUUUCAGGAAGCUGAGAACAGAGUGAGGCAGAGACAGGUAGAGAUAACAAGGGAAAGGAGGAAAAAGCUAGAAGAAGAAAUACAAGGAGAAGUUAGACAGCUGAACACUGAGCAGCAUACACUCUAUCCCUACAUGCAGCCUGUGGCUGAGGCAGAAGAGAAAGUGAGUGAAGAUGAGAUUGAGAAAACAAGGGAUGAGGCAGAAAUGAGUGUUAGUACCAUGAAUAUUGAGAGCCUUCCUCCAUUCACACUUUACAGCAUGUCCCCUUCACUUCUUCAUUCCAUGAGGGAGAAAAUGGAGUCUACUGCAAAGAUGUUACCAAAACUAUUGGGAGAUAGUUCUGUGUGGGUUGGUGAGGGAGCAAAGAAAGUGAAAAGUAGCCCAAUGUGGGGAGCGGUUGGAAGUGGAGCAAAAAAUGUCCAGAAGAUGUUGGUUGAUAGUUCUGUGUGGGAGAAGGUGGGAACUAGAGCUGGACAUGUCUCCAAACUAGUAGGUGAUAGAGUUCCUAAGGUAGUGGUGGACAGUUCAGCAUGGAUUGGAUCUGGAGCAAAGGCAGCGGCAGCAAGUCCUAUGUGGAAAAAAGUUGGUUCAGGGGCUAAAUCUGGGGCCAUACUGGUAGCAGACAGUUCAGUGCGUCUCGGAGCUGGAAUCGGUGCUGGUGCAAAGACAGUGGCACAGAGUCCGGUGUGGGGGAAGGUGGGCUCUGGGGCCAAAGCCGGGGCCAAAAUGGUUGCUGAGAGCUCAGUGUGGGAGAAACUUGGGACAACUGCUAAAAAAGUGCCUAAAGUAGUGAUAGGGUGUGCAUUACUGGGUUUGGUGCUUGGUGUGUGUUUGUGGGGUGUGAUUGGCGGUGCUGUCGGGGCAGCAGCUGGAUCUGCAGUAAGUGAAGUGGGCAGACGCAAAUUCAGUAAUAAACACACAUUAGACAACACAGACAAAGCUGCAAAACACAUGGAAAGAACAGUGAACGACAGCAUGGACUCCCUGGCAAAACAAGGAGAAAAAGUAUUGAAAACAGAAUGAAAGACUGAAUAGAGUGUGUAAAUGAAAUGUGUAACACAUGUAAAAACAUUUGUUUUAAACCAUCGUAAUAUAUCAUUCAAAAACAGUGACUAAGGAUUUUUAUGAUUUUGAUUUGGCAUCUUGGUGAUUUUUGAAACACACAAACUGUGUCCACUUGUGCUUGUAUGACAAUACCACUGUCAAAUUAGAUUUACUAUUUUAUAAACAAAUGUCUUUAUGAUUCCUAACUUCAAACAUCCAUCCUUAGACAAAAUAAAUAGUUAUUUUAAUAGUGUA